AUGUCUACUUUUUCUUUAAAUAAAAAUAUUUUUGAAGAAACCCAUAUAGAAAAUACUCAAUUACAAGCAGACCUUUCAAAUUUACAUUCUCAAUUUUUAGUUCAAGAAGAUGAUAAUUUAUUUUUAUCAGAAUCAUCUGAAAUUUUAGAAAUUACAGAAAAUAAUCUUUUAGAAAAUGAGGUUUGGACUGAAAAAGAGCUUUCAAAAUUUAAAAAAUUAUAUUAUAAAGAAAAAGAUAUUAUUGAAAAACAAGAAGAUGAUAAUCAAGAUUUAGAAAAUAAAAUAAAUUUAUUACAAAAUAAUGAUUUUAAAAAAUCUUUUAAAAAAGUUUGUUGUGAAAAAAAUUGUUUACAAACUCAAGUUGAAUAUUCUAUAGCUUUAAAAAGAUAUUUAAAUUUUAAAAAUCUUACUAAAUCUUUACAAGAUAUGUAUUUAUUAGGUAUAAUUUCUGCUACCAAACGACCAGAAAUAAUUAAAAAUUUAAAGAAAUCUAAGCUUACUACAGAAUAUAGCUUUGAAGAAAAAUCAAUUUGUAAAAAUGCUUUUAAAACAAUUUAUAGUCUUGGAGAUACAAGAUGGAAAAAUUUAAGAGAUCAUUUUGUAGAACAUGAUAUAAAUUUACGUAUUAAUUCAAAAACUGGAAAAGUUGGAAAUCGAACAAUAUCUUUUGAAACAGUAAUGAAAGUAAUUACCUUUAUAGGAAAUUUUGCUAAACAAAAUGGUUUACCAUCUCUAGCAGAUACUACUUAUUUAUCUUUACAUACUCAAUAUUUAGAAGCAAUUAAUACUAAUGAUCAAUUUAAAAUUAGUUUAAUGACAUUUAUUAGAAUUUGGAAAAAAUUUUUACCAUGUAUUAAAAAAUUAACUCCACGUAGUGAUUUAUGUUUAAAAUGUAAAGAUAUGAGAUUUAAUGCAAAUUAUUGGUCAAUUGAAGAAAAAGAAACUAAAGUUUUAGAAUGGCAUAAACAUAUCAAAUGGGUACAAGAAGAACAUGAAAAUUAUAAAAAAUAUAUUAAAAUAGCAUAUGAAGAUAUUAAAAAAUUUGGAAUUAAAAAUAUAAUACGUUCUGGAAAACCAAAUUCUUUAGAUAUUACAGUUCAUUUUUCUUGGGAUUAUGCUCAACAAAUUUAA
Cetraspora pellucida is the source of this 1131-nucleotide messenger RNA. NCBI's taxonomy places the organism in Eukaryota, Fungi, Glomeromycota, Glomeromycetes, Diversisporales, Gigasporaceae. The record is from the annotation of a GenBank genome assembly.